AUGGGACCUGCUUCAGGCCCCAGCCUGCUGCUGCUGCUGCUGACCAGCCUCCCCUGCUGCGAGGGCGGCAUGCGGGAGAACCCCAUGGGCUUCUCGUGCGAGCACAGGAGCCAGUACGUCUUGGGCGAGUCCUGCAUCAAGGCCUUCCUGGACUGCUGCGUCUACAUCACCCAGCUGCGGCUCGAGCACAGUCGGGACAGCCCACUGGGCCUGGCCAGGAAUUUUAGUUACAUGGUUCUUGAUAGGGAAGUGCGGGUCGGACGCAGGCGCUGCCUCUCCCGGCCCAGCUUUCAGCCUGUUCGCUUUGUGAUUGUGCUGCCGUUUUCCCUCAACUUCACUGACCUGGAAGGAGCUCUGGUGGGAAUCUCCACGAAGAUCAUGAACGUGUUCUUGAAAGACUCCAUCACCACCUGGGAGAUUUUGGCCGUGAGCGUGUCGGACAAGAAGGGUGAGGAGGGAUGGGGAGCCACCCUUAGAAGGAAGCACUGCUCACCACCUGCCCUCUGCUUGUCCGUUUAUUCACCCAACGCCUCCACCCUCCCCAACGCUGCACAGCCGGAAGGAAUUCGAGUCAACAAAACGGUAGCUGUUCGCACGCUGGAUCCAGAACACAAGGGCCAAGAGGGAGUGCAGAGAGAGGAGAUCCCCGCGGCUGACCUCAGCGACCAGGUCCCAGACACAGAUUUGGAGACCAGAAUCCUCCUGCAGGGGACCCCGGUGGCCCAGAUGACGGAGGAUGCCAUCAAUGGGGACCGGCUGAAGCACCUCAUCGUGACGCCCUCGGGCUGCGGGGAGCAGAAUAUGAUCGGCAUGACGCCCACAGUCAUCGCUGUGCACUACCUGGACAACACGGAGCAGUGGGAAAAGUUCGGCCUGGAGAAGCGCCAGCAGGCCCUGGAGCUCAUCAAGAAGGGGUACACCCAGCAGCUGGCCUUCAAACAACCCAACUCCGCCUACGCCGCCUUCCAGAACAGGCCGUCCAGCACCUGGCUGACAGCCUAUGUGGUGAAGGUUUUCUCUCUGGCUGCCAACCUCAUCGCUGUCGACUCCUUGGUGCUCUGCGGGGCGGUCAAAUGGCUGAUCUUGGAGAAGCAGAAGCCCGACGGCGUCUUCCAGGAGGAUGGGCCUGUGAUACAUCAGGAAAUGAUUGGUGGCUUCCGGAACGCUGAGGAGAAAGAUGUGUCCCUCACGGCCUUUGUCCUCAUCGCACUGCUGGAGUCUAAAGAUAUCUGCGAGGGGCAGGUCAACAGCCUGGGCAACGGCAUCAACAAGGCCAGAAACUUCCUUGAAGCCCGUUACAUGAACCUGAAUAGACCAUACACUGUGGCCAUCGCCGGCUAUGCCCUGGCCCUGUUGGGCAAGCUGGACAACGCCCGCCUUAACAAAUUUUUGAGCACAGCCAAAGAUAAGAACCGCUGGGAGGAGCCUGGCCAGAAGCUGUACAACGUGGAGGCCACGUCCUACGCCCUCUUGGCCCUGCUACAACUCAGAGACUUAGACUCUGUGCCUCCUGUCGUGCGCUGGCUCAACGAACAGAGAUACUAUGGAGGUGGCUAUGGCUCCACCCAGGCCACCUUCAUGGUGUUCCAGGCCUUGGCUCAGUACCAGAGGGAUGUCCCUGACCACAAGGAUCUGAACCUGGAUGUGUCCAUCAACCUGCCCAGCCGCAAUUCUCUGGUCAAUCACCGCAUCGUCUGGGAAUCCGCCAGCCUCCUGCGAUCGGAAGAGACCAAGGAAAAUGAGAACUUCACAUUAACAGCCAAAGGGAAAGGGCAAGGCACCUUGUCGGUGGUGACAAUGUACCAUGCCAAGGUCAAAGGCAAAACCUCCUGCAAGAAGUUCAGCCUUAGGGUCAAAAUACAGCCAGCCCCCGAAACAGUCAAGAAGCCUCAGGAUGCCAAGAGCACCAUGAUCCUAAACAUCUGUACCAGGUACCUGGGAGAUCAAGACGCCACCAUGUCAAUCCUAGAUAUAUCCAUGAUGACUGGCUUUUCUGCAGACACUGGUGACCUUGACCAGUUGAGCAAAGGCGUCGACAGAUACAUCUCUAAGUACGAGAUGGAGAAGGCCUUUUCCAACAAGAACACCCUCAUCAUAUACCUGGACAAGAUCUCACAUACCAGGGAGGAGUGUCUGACCUUCAAAGUUCACCAGUACUUCAAGGUCGGCCUUAUCCAGCCUGGAUCCGUCAAGGUCUAUUCCUACUACAACCUGGACGAGUCCUGCAUCCAGUUCUACCACCCGGACAAGGAGGACGGGAUGUUGGACAAGCUGUGCCACAAGGACAUGUGUCGCUGUGCUGAGGAGAACUGCUUCAUGCACCACCAGGAGGACGACAAGGUCACCCUGGACGAUCGGCUGGACAAGGCCUGUGAGCCGGGCGUGGACUAUGUGUACACGACCAGGAUGGUGAGGAAGGAGCUGGCCAACGACUUUGACGAUUACAUAAUGGUCAUAGAGCAGCUCAUUAAGUCAGGCACCGAUGAGGUGCAGGUUGGACAGGAGCGCAGGUUCAUCAGCCACGUCAAGUGCAGAGAGGCCUUGAAGCUGACGGAGGGGAAGCGCUACCUCAUCUGGGGCGUCUCCUCAGACCUGUGGGGAGAGAAACCCAACACCAGCUACAUCAUUGGGAAGGACACCUGGGUGGAGCUGUGGCCGGAAGCUGAUGAAUGUCAGGACGAGGAGAACAGGAAGCAGUGUAGGGACCUGGAGGCCUUCGUGGAGAGCAUGGUGGUCUUCGGAUGCCCCAACUGA
Molecule: messenger RNA, 2754 nt
Organism: Orycteropus afer afer
Lineage: Eukaryota; Metazoa; Chordata; Mammalia; Tubulidentata; Orycteropodidae
Gene: C3
Product: complement C3
Exons: 25
Coding region: 1-2754 (917 amino acids)
Biological process (GO): complement activation
Cellular component (GO): extracellular region
Molecular function (GO): protein binding
Source: RefSeq, a predicted model, not a curated record